This is a messenger RNA of Octodon degus (degu), 523 nucleotides long. RefSeq names its product bromodomain and WD repeat-containing protein 1-like. Gene Ontology annotation, cellular component: nucleus. Gene Ontology annotation, biological process: regulation of cell shape; cytoskeleton organization; regulation of transcription by RNA polymerase II. Bases 1 to 363 code for a protein of 120 amino acids. The record is from RefSeq and is a predicted model, not a curated record. The transcript has a single exon. NCBI's taxonomy places the organism in Eukaryota, Metazoa, Chordata, Mammalia, Rodentia, Octodontidae.
AUGGCGGAGCCAUCGCCCGCCCAACGCCCCGCUCACCUUAUGGAGCCGGAACUCUCCUUUCUCAUUGCCCGGUACCUGUCGGCCGGCCCGUGUCACAGAGCCGCCCAGGUGCUGGUGCAAGAGCUGGAGCAGUACCAGCUGUUGUGGAAGAGGCUGGACUGGGAGGGCACAGAGCACAGCAGGAGCUACGAGGAAUUGGUCUUGUCUAAUAAGCAUGUGGCUCCUGAUCACCUGUUGCAAAUCUGCCAGCGCAUCGGUCCUAUGCUGGAUAAAGAAAUUCCACCCAGUAACUCAAAAGUUACUUCUUUACUUGGUGCAGGAAGACAGUCUUUGCUACGUACAGCAAAAGGUACCUUAAUUUGAAGACGUGUUCUGCUUUGUAUUAAUAGUUUCAUAAUCACUAUAAUUGUGAAGUAAUGUAAGUGUUGCGGAAGAAAGGUGAUAUGUAACUACAUUAUGCUGUGCACUAACAUUCUCUGCAUUUAGCAUAGAACUUUGAAUUUUAUUACAUAAAUGUUUAAUG